Opisthorchis viverrini is the source of this 264-nucleotide messenger RNA. RefSeq lists its product as hypothetical. The transcript is spliced from 2 exons. The record is from RefSeq and is a predicted model, not a curated record. The coding region runs from base 1 to 264 and encodes 87 amino acids. Lineage: Eukaryota; Metazoa; Platyhelminthes; Trematoda; Opisthorchiida; Opisthorchiidae.
AUGUGUCCCGAUUCUUCGGUCGGUGGUUCUGCGGCCGUUUCGCACACGCUGACCAGAUCUACAAUCGGGGAAGAGAAGACACAAAUGUUCAACAGAUUGAAUUGCGUGGGCGUUGGAAUGCAGGAAUCCCCUCCCCCGACACCCGAACAAACUCCUCCAACAGAUAACGGCCCAUCGGCUUCGGUUGAGGGUGGUGAACGGCGGCCGCUGGACGACAAGAACAAAACCGACCCGGGAGUCUUGGCCAAGAGCCUCAAUCCGUGA